CAGCAGCAGCAGCAGCAACAACAGCAACAGCAACAGCAAGUGCAACAACAACAACCUCAAAAACAUUGUCUGUUGAGCUUUUGCAAUGAGCUGCUCUAUGAGAUAUUCAAAUAUUUGGACACAGCCUCCAUACUGGCGAUGAUGCUUUGCUCUCCGCAUUUGGAAAGCUUUCUUUUGGAUCAUCGCUUCUGGCACAAUAUUGAUCUCAGCAAUGCGCCGCUGCCAUUGGGCAUUUUAGAGGAGGUACUCGGACGUGCAACAGAGAAGACGCACACCAUUAAAAUCCGUGGACCACCCUCAUCGCAGCAUGUUGCCGGCGAGUUUAAGCAAUUCACUUGCACACUAACAUCAGUGUUCCCUAAGGUGGCGACACAGCUCAAAGUUCUUGAAUUACAAGGCGUCAGCUUGGACUUUGAAUACAUACAUAUAUCAGAAUUUCCAGCCUCGCUAAAACGGUUGAAACUUAAGGAUUGCAGCGUUAAGGUUGGAGACCAUGUUAAGAGCAUAUUUCAUACUAUAGAAAAGCAAUUGAUUCACUUGGAGGAUCUCAGCAUUGAGGAUAACAAUUGGUUUGAACCAUACUAUAUAAUGGCGUUAUCGAAGCUGCCGUCGUUGCGUCGGCUCAGCCUAAAGGGCUGCCAAAUGAUGUGUAAAUUCGUGCCCUAUGGCAGCAUGGCAGCUCGCUUUGGGUUUCAAAAGUUGGAAAUUCUUGAUUUACGUUUGACGCCCAUUAACAACUCAGAUCUGCAGUGCUUUAGCGCCAUUGAGGGCCUACGGGAACUGCUGUUGGAAUCGCCACCCAAUAUGCCUCAGGAACCACCUUGUCCAGCAAAAACAACAAAUGGCAAUGUGCCUGGAGGCGAUGAAUCCAUAGCCCCAUUGCCAGAGCAACUUAAAAUGUUGAGUGAUGAUGAACCGUCAACAUCGCGCGCAGCCAUGGAGCAUUUGCGUGCGUGCAAAAUAGCUGCCCAGAGUCAAGACGCCAAUGCAGAAGCUCCCAAGCCCGCCAGCGAAACAUAUACUUCGGAUAAUUGCAAUUAUGGAAAGGAUGCGCCCGAUGCGAAUAAGCCUAGUGGCAGCACAGCCAAGCCGAGUGGCUGUGUCUCAUCCGGCUCGGAUGAUGAGGACACAUCAACUUCUGCGUCGUCCUCAGAUAAAUCAGAUAAUGCUGCAGCGCACAGCACUGGACAUAGCUCCUCCGAUGCGGAUGGCAAUGGAGGUUUACAGUCGCCGCUUGUGGUUAUCGCCUUGCCCAGUGUGGCGCGUAGUCAUUCGCCAGCUCCCGCCGAAAAUCCACAGAAUGCCGAUGAAAAUCCUGAACCUGCGGCAGAUGCAGCAGAGCCAGCAGCAGCAGCAGAUGGCGGCAUUGAAGCACCGCGCGCUUACUUCUAUGUACGGAAUGGUUCACCGGUCGAUGGACAGCGACCGCAGGUGGUGGCCUCUCUAAUUGAGCAGAUGGUGGAUCAGAUACAUACGUUUCGUGGCAAUCAGCCGGCGCACAGUCGCUUCAUGAGGCGUCGUGAUCAGGUGAUAUAUAUGAAUCCGCAGGCAAUGGCCGAGCCACUGUUGGUCAUGCAAUCACGUCGUCAUCGCGCCCAGCCACGCGGCAAUUUGGAACAGGUUGUACAGCAUCCGAUGUUUUGGAACAUGCUCGAUCCGUUGGAUAGGGAAUAUUCACGGCGGAUGCGUAGUCGACCACCGGUCAGUCAGCUGCCGCCACAAUGCUACGUCUCAGACCGGGCUAUGUAUAGCUUUGGACGCGCCUAUCCUGUACAGUCGGACGUCGUUUGGAUACGCAACUCAAAUCGUUCGUCCAACAAUCGACUCGAACGUAUCGAGCUACGCAACUAUCCACACAUAACAAACUAUACUUUGGAGCAUCUGGUGCAAUGCUCGCCAAAUCUCGUCUAUAUCGACGUAAGUGGCACGAGCAUAACCCCAUUGGGCUUAUGCAAAUUCAAAAUACUAAAGCCCGAUUGCGAGGUAAUUGCCACACAUUUAAGCAUGGACGAGCAGUCGGAGCCGGCAGAGACUGAAGCCUUUGUCCGAGCAGAACCAGAACCAGAACCGGAAGAGCAGCAAGCAGACGUCGUUGAAAGCGAUGACCAGCAACGGUCACAGGGCGAAAAUUUAGAUGAAGUUGCAGCUGAAGCCUUACACCUACCAGAAGUAAGCGCCGAAGCGACAAACGAAUCUGAAUCUCUGCCUCAAUCCCAACCUGAACCCCAACUGGACGAGCCUUAAUUCCUAAACUUGGCAUGAUAAUAAUAAAUCUCUUCCUUCGGAUGUUCCACGCUGUGGCGCAGUUAUUUAGUAUUAUGUUUGGAACACCCACACACUAUAUAUAUAUAUAAUCUUAUGUGUUAUUGAGAGGAACAUAUAUAUUCAUAUAUAUAUAUAUCCUAUAUAUAUAUAUACACACAAAUAUGUAUGUCUGGCUUGAUGAAAUGUACCAAUUUGUUAAGCAUUAAAAAAAAAACAAAAACAAACACAAACGAUAAACAU
Drosophila hydei is the source of this 2505-nucleotide messenger RNA. RefSeq lists its product as uncharacterized. The transcript is spliced from 5 exons. Gene Ontology annotation, molecular function: protein binding. The annotation marks the transcript as partial. The record is from RefSeq and is a predicted model, not a curated record. Lineage: Eukaryota; Metazoa; Arthropoda; Insecta; Diptera; Drosophilidae.